Molecule: messenger RNA, 1816 nt
Organism: Thalassophryne amazonica
Lineage: Eukaryota; Metazoa; Chordata; Actinopteri; Batrachoidiformes; Batrachoididae
Product: kelch-like protein 23
Exons: 3
Coding region: 16-1710 (564 amino acids)
Molecular function (GO): protein binding
Source: RefSeq, a predicted model, not a curated record
GCCGUUUGUUGUGACAUGGCCUGCAGACUAGAAAAAGAUCGGAAAAGCGUUUCAGUUCUUUCUGGGCAAAUAAACAAUUCAGAGGUGGACGAAGCUGCUUCAAUUGUGAAACAUCUCAACCCUGAGCCUGAUGUUGCCCCUGAUGCCAUGCUACAGGUUGAAGGGGAGUGUUUCUAUGUUAGCCGUCAGCGUCUGGCUCACCAGAGUCCAUACUUCAGGGCUCUGUUUUUUGGUUGUGGCAUAGAGAACAAAAAAAGACAAGUGGCGCUGAAAGGUGUGAGCCUGGAUUAUUUCCGAGUGUUGAUGGACUACAGCAUAACAUCUCUCCUUCCUCUGAGUCGAGAAAACGUUCUAGGCAUUCUAGAAACGGCAGACUACCUCCAGAUAUAUCAGGCCAGGCUGCUGUGCUGCAAGUUCCUGGAGCGUGAACUGCAUCUCAGCAACUGUCUGGGAAUGAUGUCCUACGCCUGGCAGCUGGGCUGCAUGUCGCUCUACACCGCAGCCCGACACGUAGCACUCACACAUUUCCCUGCCAUCAUUUCUGAAGACGAAUUCUUGUCGCUGUCCAAACAAGCUGUGGCAAACCUCCUUGCCAGUGAUGACCUGACUAUCCACAGAGAUGAUCUGGCCUUGGAGGCCAUCCUACGCUGGGUGUCUGCAGACCCAAAACGAGAAGACCAUUUUCUGGAGCUAAUUGAGUUGGUGAGGCCAGAGUCUCUCUCUUUACCUUUUAUUACUGAACUUUUGAGCAGAAUGAAAGCUUCUGACCCACGAGCUAAGCUCAUCUGUAUGCUGAAUGAACAUUUUCCAGCAUCUUGGUCAUUGGGCAAGUCAAUACGCAGGACCAAGGCCAGAGAGACAGUCUUUGUUUUGGGCGGGCCUCAUGAUCAGGAGGAACAAGCGCUGUAUCAGUUCCACCCGAUCAGUGGCAGGUGGCAGAACUGUGCACCUCUGCAGAGGAGGAACCUCACGCAGUACUCUGUAGCUGCAGUAGGAGACAGUGUGAUUGUGACAGGUGGCUACUUCCGGGAUGUCUUGUGGUUCAGCGUGGAUUGGGUCAGGAUAUAUGAAUGUGGGAACCAGCGCUGGCUGGACGGACCUGCCCUGCAGAAGUCCAGGCAUAGCCACUGCUCCGUGGGGUUGGAUUCAGUACUUUAUGUCCUGGGGGGCAGUAUGGAUGAAGGGCUGGUGGCUGAUGUAGAAAGACUUGUUCUGGGAUCGUUGGAGAGUUGGGAGGGGGCGAGCCCAAUGAUCAGAGCUGUGGAGAGGGCAGCUACUGCAGUUCUGGGGUCAUCUAUCUACGUUGCGUGUGGCCUGGAUGAAAAUGGGGAUGUGUACGGUGGAAUUCAGCGGUAUUCCACAAAGGAGGAUCAGUGGGACGUAGUCUCAUAUUCACCAUUUCCACGAUAUGACCUUGUUGCCACAGAGCUUAACAGCGCUCUCUACCUGUUUGGAGGGCAGAUGCUCCGUCUGGAUGUUGAGACAGAUGAAUGGACUGUCCUAAAUGAGGAAUGUCUGGACAGAAAAUUCUUCUGUGGUUGCACCACAGUCACUGGUCAGAUAUAUUUAGUCAGUGAGAAGAAGGUGAACAAAGCAUUCCCAAACAUGGUGCUGCUGGACCCUUACAUAGACACUUGUAUUGAAGUCGACAACGCCAUACCCUGUCCCGUCCCCAUCAGAGGGUGUGUUACAGUGCAGAUGAUCACAUGAUGGUGUGGGAUGUAACUGAGUGAAUGCAUGAAUCUUUCAUCAAGUACUCCUGGUCAUGCAUACUUCAUGUGGUGUUCUUUGCUUAAAGAGUGGAAAAAUAAAAUAA